Cavia porcellus (domestic guinea pig) is the source of this 2151-nucleotide messenger RNA. RefSeq names its product solute carrier family 22 member 31 (gene Slc22a31). Gene Ontology annotation, cellular component: membrane. The transcript is spliced from 8 exons. The coding region runs from base 20 to 1765 and encodes 581 amino acids. Gene Ontology annotation, biological process: transmembrane transport. Gene Ontology annotation, molecular function: transmembrane transporter activity. The record is from RefSeq and is a predicted model, not a curated record. Lineage: Eukaryota; Metazoa; Chordata; Mammalia; Rodentia; Caviidae.
CUGCCGCGGUCGCCGGGCGAUGGAGUGCGAGGCGCGGGUGCUGCGCGCGGCGGGCGGCUUCGGCCGGGCCAGGCGCCUGCUGGCCGUCGCGUCGUGGCUGCCGUGCGUGGCGCUCGGGCUGGCGCUGAGCUCCGACUCGCUGCUUACGGCGCGGCCCGCGCACCACUGCCGGCCGGACCCCACGCUGCUGCCCCCUGCGCUGCGCGCCCUGAGCGGGCCCGCGCUCCUCGAGGCCAGCGUCCCGCGCCAGGGCCCCACGGGAGUGCCCAGCCCCUGCCUGCUGCUGCGCUACCCCGCGGCCCCCACGCUCUCCGCGGUCCCCGCGCCCGACGGCACGCGGCCAUGCACGCGCGGAUGGCUCUACGCACUGCCCGUCGCCGGCCUUUGGCGCAGCCCGGUCACCCAGUGGAACCUCGUGUGUGGGGACGGCUGGAAAGUCCCAUUGCAGCGCACAGGCCACCUCCUGGGCUGGCUGCUGGGGUCUGUGCUCCUGGGUGCAGGCUGUGACCGGUUUGGGCGCCGAGCUGUUUUUGUGGCCUCUUUGGUCCUGGCCUCUGUUCUAGGGGCUGGCGAGGCCCUAGCUGCUGGUUUCCCUGUCCUGCUGGCCCUGAGGCUGCUCCAAGGAGGUGCCUUGGCAGGGGCUUUCCUGGCCCUCUACGUGGCACGCUUGGAGCUGUGUGACCCCGAGCACCGCCUGGCCUUCUCCUUGGGCGCCAGCUUAUGCUGUGUGCUGGGUGUGCUGCUGCUACCCGGGCUGGCUGUACUGGCACAGGACUGGCAUCUUCUGCAGGGGCUGAGUGCCCUGGUGACUGGGCUCCUACUGCUCUUUUGGGGAUUCCCAGCUCUGCUCCCUGAGUCUCCCUGCUGGCUGCUGGCCACACGGCAGGUGGCCCGGGCCAGGAGGAUCCUGUGGCACUUUGCAGAAGCCAGUGGUGUGGACCCUGAGCACAGUUCCUUGGAGGACAGCUCCCUGGCUACAGGUGAGACACAUGCUUGUGGCAGGAAGGUGGGCCUGGAGAGGUGCUGUCAUGCAUGCCCCUGUCUCCCUGCCACAGAGCUGGCCGAGCUGGCCACAGGCAGCAUCCAGCCUCAGUACCACUCGGGCCUGGGCCUCCUGCAUACUCGCCUCGCCUGGAGAAACGUGCUCAUCCUGGGCAUCAGCUCGCUGGUUGGCGGGGGCAUUCAAGCCAGCUUUCUGCGCAGCCUGGCCCCGCUUGAGACGGCCUUCUACCUGCCCUAUUUCCUGGAGGCCGGCCUGGAAGCUGCUGCCAUCACCUGCCUGCUGCUGACUGCCAAUCGCUGGGGUCGCCGCCUUGUCCUGCUGCUGGGGACCCUGGUCACAGGCCUGGUGUCCUUGCUGCUGCUUGCUGGGGCUCAGUACCUGCCAGGCUGGGCCUUGCUGCCCCUCUCUAUGCUGGGCCUCCUGGCCUCCCAGACCAUGUCGGUGCUCAGCAGCCUCUUCGCGGCCGAGGUCUGCCCGACGGUGAUCAGGGGCACCGGGCUGGGCCUUGUGCUGGGUGCCGGGUUCCUGGGCCGGGCAGCUGCGCCCCUCACGGAGAUGGUAGACCAGCAGGGCUUCUUCCUGCAGCACACGGUGCUCACCUCCCUGGCUAUCCUGGCCCUGCUCUGCAUCCUGCUGCUGCCCGAGACCUGCGGUCGGGCACUGCCUGUGUCACUGGAGGACGCUGAUCAUCUGCACCGAGCCCCUCUCCUGCGUGCCCAUCAGCCCCCGGACUACCUGCCUCUUCUGCUGCCCUCCCACUGAGGGCAACUGCACAUCCCCACUACUGGGCAGCCCGAGUCCAGCUGGGGCUCACUGAGCCCUGAAAUGUCUGGCCUGGGGUCACCACCGGAGGCAGCCCCCCAUCCAUGGUCAUUGUGGGCUAGGCAGUGUGGGGGCAGCACCAGGUCCCCAGCUAGGGCCUUCCCCCUGGCCAUUUCUCCUGGGCCACCCUGGCAGGGUGUGUAAGAUAAAGGCAGCCCUAGAAUCUGGUCUCCUCCCUGGGGCUUUUUUGGCAUUGCCUGACAGGCCCUGUGCUAUGCCCCCCACGCUGGACCUGGAGCAGGCCUCCAGCUCCUGACAGGUGCUUGCCUAGCCAAACCUUACGCCCUGCCUGGUCAGUGUGACAUUCACAGCACAUCAAGUGAACA